CUGGACUCAGAAAGUGAUAAACGUGCAGGAAGUGCACCUUGAAUGAGUCAGUUUAUCAGCUGAUUCCUUCGCUCAGGAUUGCUGUGACUUGUUCAGAAACAACUGCAUGACUCCAGUUGGAAAGAGGAUGGUGGGCCUGGCUGUGUCUUCAGCAGCUGUUUCUGCGAUGGAGCUCCUGGUGACAGAGUUGAAUAUGCUGUUGAAGCUGUUGGAUCAUGAGACCCUGAGUUGUGCGACAGAAGAAAAGAAAAUGGCUGUGAAGAACCUUCUCAGACAACUUCAGCCCUCAGUCACCGCAAAAGACUAUAUGUACGUGAACACCUCAGUAUACAGAAACGGAACCAGCUUUGUCGAAUCUCUCUUUGAUACAUUUGAUUGUGACCUCGGGGACCUGAAAGUCGAAAUGGAGGAUCAGAAGAAAGAGCCAGAGGUGAACCACACAGUCACCAAGCCUAGCACAGCAGAUUCACCUCCCCCGCUGCCCAACACACUACCUCCAGAGGAUAACUAUGAAGAGGCUAUACCACUCAGUCCUGGAAAGAUGCCAGAAUAUAUCACCAGCCGAAGCAGCUCUAGCCCUCCGAAUUCCAUUGAAGAUGGCUAUUACGAAGACGCUGAGAAUAAUUACCCAACGACGCAAGUAAACGGACGACGCAAAAACUCCUAUAACGACUCGGAUGCUUUAAGCAGUUCUUAUGAGUCAUAUGACGAGGAGGAGGAAGAGAAAGGCCAGCGUUUGACGCACCAGUGGCCCUCAGAGGAAAACUCCAUGGCCCCGGUGAGAGACUGCCAUAUCUGUGCCUUCCUGCUCAGAAAGAAACGCUUCGGUCAGUGGGCUAAACAGCUGACUGUCAUCCGCGAGAACAGACUACAGUGCUAUAAAAGCUCUAAAGACCAGUCGCCAUACACAGACAUACCACUCAGCCUGUGCUCCGUCAUCUACAUCCCCAAAGACGGCCGGAGGAAGAAGCACGAACUCCGAUUCUCUUUUCCCGGUGGAGAAGCACUAGUGUUGGCAGUACAGAGCAAGGAGCAAGCUGAGAAAUGGCUGCAAGUGGUGCGUGACGUUACAGGUCAGGGGAAUGGGUUGGACAGCCCAUCAUCUCCCAUGAUUCCUAGGAAGAUUGAACUGGAUAAGUGGUGUUCUGCAGAGAAGCAAACCUCAGACUCUGACAGUAUGCCAAGUGGAGAAAGUGCUCGUGACAUCCGGGAAAAUGGUAAACCCAAACGAGGCGCACUAUCAGAACUAACAGGCACUGUAAGCCGAGCUGCCGGAAGAAAGAUCACAAGAAUAAUCAGCUUCUCCAAAAGAAAACCUCCUCUGCCAGGAGACUCUCGCUCUUCCCUCGACCAUGAUCCUCGCUGUGGUUAUGUGGGGGUGUUGGUUAAUCGGUGCUGGAGGGAACACUGGUGUCGUGUGCGGGCCGGAUCUCUUUACCUUUACCAGGAGAAAGGAGAACAGCGAGUCCCUCACACCACUGUUGGUUUGAAGGGCUGUGAGGUUGUGCCAGGACUCGGACCCAAACAUCCCUUCGCCCUGAGGAUACUGAAAGGAGGUGCAGAGGUGGCAGCUUUAGAGGCGAGUUGUUCAGAGGACAUGGGCCGCUGGCUGGGUGUCCUGUUGGCAGAAACCGGUUCCUCUGCAGACCCAGAGUCCCUUCAUUAUGACUAUGUAGAUGUGGAAACUAUCGCCAAUAUUCGCACAGCUGCACGUCACUCUUUCCUAUGGGCAACAUCCACAGAUUCAAGAACGUACGACGAGGUCCCUUUUGAAGCCAUAGAGCAGGAGAAUGAGCGAUUGAGGGGACGAGCACAGACGAAGCGUCGUUCAUCUAGCAGUGACACAGGAAAACCCAGUCCACAAAUCACCCUAAAGCGCCACGGCUCCAACGCAAAUCAAUAUGGAAGGUACGGGAAAACGCGGGCACAGGAGGAUGCGCGCCGCUACUUGAAAGAGAAAGAAGACCUGGAGACAGAAAUAGACAGCAUAAGAACUGCUCUAGUCUCACUUCGGAAGAAGAAACGAGAGGCAAAAGAGAAGAUGAAGAGUGCAACGGAUAAGCAGAAGUUGGCUUUAGAGGACUGUAUAACAAAGUUGGAGGACAGCUGUCGGGUAAAAGAGGGCGAGCGUGUGGACCUGGAGCUCAAACUCACCCAGGUGAAGGAGAACCUGAAGAAAUCUCUAGCUGGAGGAGAAAUGGAGGCGCCUGCAGAGUCUAAACCUGCACACAAGACCCAAAGGACGGAGGCUCAGUAUAUGGAGUCGAUUCUCCCAGUGAACUGCGCCUCUGAAAUGCGCAAGCGGCCCCCAUCAGUCUAUGCAUCCACAAAAGGAAACGUUAUGCAGAAAGCCAAGGAAUGGGAAUCUAAAAAGGGGACUUAGGGGAAACUGUUGAUCAAGAAGACCUAGAUCUUUCUCCAUAUGCCAUUUCAAGGUUAACAUGAGGAUUUCUUCAAAGACAGACUGCUGAACUAUUGACUACCGUGACUGCAAAAGGAUGAUGAAGCAGCCGGUCUAUUGCAGUACUUUGCAUAUAAAAACAUGUCGUCUUUGGGUGUCUGGUGAAGAUCCAUGCUACAGAAUGAUAUGUGAGUGUUGAAGAAUGGAGACAGUUAGAGGAAAUACUAGUCUGUUGAAAGUGCAAGAAAAGACUUGGGUCAGGUUAUAGAGGAAGAAAAGAAUAGGUAUGUAUGUGAGACAAUCCACUUUAAAAUACUCUUGAAUUUCAAACAGUUUUAGAAUAGGUGUCCAAAUUGUACAAAGUGUUUGACUUCAUUGCUUUUAUUUCUGGGAUAUUUCCAAUUCAUUAUUAAGUAGUGCUAAUAACAUUGUAAAUAUGACAAUUGUAAAUAUUUUUAACAUUCCUUUUUUUAAUCUAGCAUUAUUCCAUCUAACCUGGUACUCCUGUUUGUAACCUUUUUUCGCCAUUUCUUUACCACUAUUAAUGGGAGUAACGUUUGCACUUUAAGAUGUCUUUAGACAUGAAAAUGGGAAUAUUCUUUUAAUAAAGAUAAAAAUGCUUAA
Danio aesculapii is the source of this 3025-nucleotide messenger RNA. It is a transcript of the gene afap1l1a, whose product is annotated as actin filament associated protein 1-like 1a. Gene Ontology annotation, cellular component: cytosol. The transcript is spliced from 19 exons. Bases 107 to 2383 code for a protein of 758 amino acids. The record is from RefSeq and is a predicted model, not a curated record. Gene Ontology annotation, molecular function: SH3 domain binding. NCBI's taxonomy places the organism in Eukaryota, Metazoa, Chordata, Actinopteri, Cypriniformes, Danionidae.